Molecule: messenger RNA, 342 nt
Organism: Phanerochaete carnosa HHB-10118-sp
Lineage: Eukaryota; Fungi; Basidiomycota; Agaricomycetes; Polyporales; Phanerochaetaceae
Exons: 2
Coding region: 1-342 (113 amino acids)
Source: RefSeq, a predicted model, not a curated record
AUGGAGAAGGGUUGUAUCGCCGUAGCAAUGGUCCAACGCAAAGUCACGGUCGUUCAUGCAUCCCGCUCGCACAAACGCGGCGACGCCUGGAUAGACGUGCACACGUUCACGCCGCUCGGCAACCGCGUCUUCCUCCCCUCCACCGUGCCAGAGGCACGCAUAUCGUCCUUGGACAUCCUCAGCAUCUUCCCCACGGCCGACAAGAUCGGCGUCUCGGGCGGCAUGCUCGAGCUCCCGCCCAAAGCCUACUCCGAGUUCAUCGAGCUCAGCUCGCGCAUGCAAGAGAAGUACGAGCAGCUUUUUAGCACGAUGGCGGCGUCGGGAAAGGUUCGGAGGCGGUGA